This is a messenger RNA of Poeciliopsis prolifica (blackstripe livebearer), 1962 nucleotides long. It is a transcript of the gene fggy, whose product is annotated as FGGY carbohydrate kinase domain containing. NCBI's taxonomy places the organism in Eukaryota, Metazoa, Chordata, Actinopteri, Cyprinodontiformes, Poeciliidae. The coding region runs from base 79 to 1731 and encodes 550 amino acids. The transcript has 16 exons. Gene Ontology annotation, biological process: carbohydrate metabolic process. Gene Ontology annotation, molecular function: phosphotransferase activity, alcohol group as acceptor; kinase activity. The record is from RefSeq and is a predicted model, not a curated record.
GAUUAAACGGGUUGUUUUCUCUCUCUUGCGUGAAAUAAGAUUUUCGGGUCAGCUAGGUUGACCCUUGACCUGAGGAUCAUGGCAGAGGCCUAUUAUGUUGGGGUUGAUGUGGGUACUGCCAGUGUGAGGGCUGCACUGGUGACCAGAGAGGGGCUCCUGAAGACCACAGCAGAGGAGCCCAUCACCAUCUGGAAGCCCCAGCCGGAGCACUAUGUCCAGUCCUCCACAGAGAUAUGGCAGAAAUGCUGCUCAGUGGUCAAGGAAGUGACCAGUGGGGUGCAAAGCGACCAGAUCCGGGGCGUCGGCUUCGAUGCCACCUGCUCUCUUGUAGUUUUGGAUGAACGUUUCCAGCCAGUGCCAGUCACUCAGGAGGGCGACCCGCAGAAGAACGUGGUGAUGUGGAUGGACCAUCGCGCUACGGAGCAGGCGGCUCGGAUAACAGAAGCCGGACACAGGGUCCUGAACAGGGUGGGAGGGGUCAUGUCGCAGGAGAUGCAACCUCCAAAGCUCCUCUGGCUCAAAGAGAAUCUAAAGGACAGCUGCUGGGACAAAGCCGCUCACUUUUUUGACCUGCCGGACUUCCUGUCCUGGAAAGCUACAGGCUCCACAGUGAGGUCUUUAUGUACUCUAGUGUGUAAGUGGACGUACUGUCCUCUCGGUGGCUGGGAUCCCAGCUUUUGGAUUAGCCUUGGACUGGAGGGUCUUCUGGAAAAUAAUUUCUCCAAAAUAGGCAGCGCGACGUGUUCUCCAGGAAGUCCUCUGGCAGGAGGCCUGACCCCGCAGGCCGCAGCAGAUCUGGGUCUGGACCCGGGAACAGCAGUCGGUGCUUCACUCAUUGAUGCUCAUGCCGGAGGCUUAGGUGUUAUAGGCGCUGAUGUGCAAGGCUUCGAUUUACCCUGCGAGGGCUGGCCAAUCACGUCACGCAUGGCGAUGAUCUGUGGGACGUCAACUUGUCACAUGGUGAUUAGUGAGAAGCCUCGGUUAGUGCCCGGAGUGUGGGGACCCUACUUGUCCGCCAUGGUGCCAGACCUGUGGCUUAACGAGGGAGGACAGAGUGCCACAGGAAGUCUGAUCGACCACAUUGUGCAGGGCCACGCUGCUUACGCCCAGCUCCAGGAACAGGUUAACCAGAGCGUUCCCUUCACGGGCGCCAACAUUUACUCGUAUCUGAACAGCCACUUGGCUCAGAUGGCCGGCUCGCCGCCUGCUGUGGACCUGCUGGGAUCCAGCCUUCACGUGUGGCCGGAUUUUCACGGCAACAGGUCGCCGCUCGCUGACCCCGCUCUGAAGGGAAUGGUGAUCGGUCUGCCUCUUUCCCAAACCGUGGAUGACUUGGCGCGGCUGUAUUUAGCGACGCUACAAGCUCUCGCUCUCGGGACGCGUCACAUUCUGGAGACCAUGACAGCAUCAGGAUAUGACAUCAGAACCCUCUUCCUGUGUGGCGGCUUGAGCAAAAACCUUCUGUUUGUACAGAUCCAGGCUAAUGCUACAGCACUUCCUGUGGUGCUGCCGGACCAGUCCGAGGCCGUUUUAGUGGGCGCAGCGGUUCUGGGCGCCUGUGCAUCCCAGGACUAUGAAACCGUACAGGAGGCCAUGGAGAAAAUGGCUAAAGUUGGGCAAGUCGUUCAGCCGCAACAGGACCUCAAGAGUUUCUAUGACAGGAAGUACCAGGUGUUCCUGAAGCUGUUCUCCCACCAGAGGGAGUACCAGGCCCUCAUGAAGCGCCGAUGAGACGCAGACCGGGGGAACCGCUGCAGACGUCUUCUCCUCGCAGCUCUUAUUAAUAGGAAUAAUUUCACCUUUUUUUUCACCUGCUGCUUUUCUUUCAUUUCGCCUGAAGAAAACCCACAUGCUGAAGGUUUCUGUUCGUCCUCAGAUGGCAGCUGUUGCUCAAGUCGCGUCUUAUAUUUUGCUCGCUUCGUCUCCAUGUGCAUUCCUAAUAAAUAUUUGCUGAUCUUGAAA